Messenger RNA from Colletotrichum chrysophilum, 1050 nucleotides. RefSeq lists its product as uncharacterized. The record is from RefSeq and is a predicted model, not a curated record. NCBI's taxonomy places the organism in Eukaryota, Fungi, Ascomycota, Sordariomycetes, Glomerellales, Glomerellaceae. The transcript has a single exon. The coding region runs from base 1 to 1050 and encodes 349 amino acids.
AUGGUCACCGUCGGCCUCGGCGACGGCAAGAAACUCAGUCUCGCAGACGGCAACUUUCCCUCGGUCGCUUUGUGGAAUGAAGAAGGACAACGAAUGGGACAGUAUCAAGGCCAUUACGCAGGCCACGUAAAGCAAGGGGGCGAAAAUACGGUGGUGAUCCGACAGACCAUGAACGGCAGGAAAGACGAGGACCCAGGAUACAUUAUGCUAAGCGCGGACAACGACGCCAUCUGCAUCGCAAUGAUUCAAGUUUCGAAUAGCAGACACACCUCAGCCUUUUUCGGAGAUACCGGCUACGCCUGCGGGCAGAGCUGGUAUUUCAGUGAUCGCAAGAUGACGCACGACCUCGUCAACCGCCUGACCUCGAGAUGCGUCUGGCUGGAUUCCGAUCACAGCGGCACGAAAAAUGCGCGGGCGAUGAGCUACCAUCUCAAGGACAUGUUGCCCGCGAAAGACAAGAUCGCACUGUACAACCGGGAUGGACACAAAUACCUCUGCACGACUCGGCGAUUUGCCUGGUGGAGAAAUUUGAAGCCAAAUGGCUGGAUUCCGUUCUACAAGCCCCCGCUGGAUUACUACCCGGACAGUGAGGACAAGAAAAAGGAAGGAGCCGACAUCAAUCCAGACUUGAUCCUUGAUGACAAGGUGUACGACAAGGACAUAUACAUAGAGCAGGGAGAGUCGAGGAAGGUGAGGGAAUAUCACGAAAACAAUCCCUUCGCGCGAGCGAAGAAGCGGCGGGACAAGAAGUCUUUGAGGAAAAGGUUGGGGGCAAAUAUGGACCUGGAGCGGAUCGUGGUGACUGAAAUUCCGGGACAGACGGCAACAGAGAUCUGCGAGCACCCAAAUUCGGUAGGGUAUGACAUCGCGUCUUAUGUUGACAUGAAAUACUGCGAUAUCUCAGAGAAGAAGUUGUAUGAUCUUUGCAGCGGUACUAUCAAAACCAACUGUUUUGAUGGCAAUAGUACGACCUUCGUGGGGGUUAUCAACGCACGCGGCGAGAAUGCUGCACCGGCGAAGUCUUACAAGACCAGGAGCGAUUGGAAAUGA